AUGGCGCUGGGGGUGCUCGGCGGGACCGACAUGGAGUGGGAGAAGCUGCCGCGGCGGCCCGGGGAGGGCGAGGGGGAGGCGGCGGGGCCGUGGCCGGGCUGCGGGCGGCUGCGGCCCUCCUCGUACCGGGCGCUGCGCAGCGCCGUCUCCACCCUGGCGCGCAUCGACGACUUCUACUGCGAGAAGAUCGGGGCCGGCUUCUUCUCCGAGGUCUUCAAGGUGCGGCACCGCCAGUCGGGGCAGAUCAUGGUGCUGAAGAUGAACAAGCUGACCAGCAACCGGGGCAACAUGCUGCGGGAGGUGCAGCUGAUGAACCGCCUCUCGCACCCCAACAUCCUCAGGUUCAUGGGGGUGUGUGUGCACCAGGGACAGCUGCAUGCACUGACAGAGUACAUCAACGGUGGGAACCUGGAGCAGCUGCUGGACAGCCCUGUGCCCCUCUCCUGGUCCAUGCGUGUCAAGCUGGCCCUCGACAUCGCCCAUGGCCUACGCUACCUGCACUCCAAGGGCAUUUUCCACCGUGACCUCACCUCCAAGAACUGCCUGGUGCGCUGCGAGGCCAGUGGCUACACAGCUGUAGUGGGUGACUUCGGCUUGGCAGAAAAGAUCCCCACCUACAGUGAGGGCAGCGAGAAGGAGCCACUGGCCGUGGUGGGCUCCCCGUACUGGAUGGCACCCGAGGUGCUGCGUGGGGAGAUCUACAACGAGAAGGCCGAUGUGUUUGCAUACGGCAUCAUCCUGUGUGAGACCAUCGCUCGUGUGCCAGCUGACCCCGACUACCUGCCCCGCACUGAGGAUUUUGGUCUGGACGUCACCACUUUCCGCACCAUGGUGGGAAUUGACUGCCCAGCGGCCUUCCUCCAGCUGGCUUUUCACUGCUGCAGUAUGGAGCCCACCUCCCGCCCCUCAUUCCUGGAAAUCACGCAGUGCCUGGAGAGCAUCCUGCAGCACCAGCUGGGCGCCGAGGGUGCCAGGACCACCCUGUUUGGCAUCGGGGAGAGUCUGCCUGCAUCUGGAGCUGCAGCCACACUCACUGGGGUGACCAGGAGGUCAGCCAGCCACACCGAGCAGUCGCCCCUGCGUGAGCUGGGGACACAGCACCUGCAGCCAGACCAGCGCCUGUCCCGCAGCCAGUCUGACAUGUUCCCUUCCAAGUCACCUGCCCUGCUGUGGCCGCUGGAGCCUUACAGCGGGGCCAGGUCCAAGGAGACGUCCCCCCGUGUCAACCCCUUCUCCCAGCGUGAGGACCUGAAGGGGGGGAAGAUCAAGCUCUUUGACACGCCGAGCAAGUCGGUCAUCUCGCUCACCUUCGACCUGCCACCCCCUGCCCCGCUGCAGCUCAGCAACCCCGUGACGCCUGAGCCCGCCGUGGAGGUGCAGUGCGACUUCUCAGCACCCGCCACCAGCCCCCGCAAGUGCCACUCUCUGCCCUCCUCUCCCGAGCUGCCCCACCGGGGGGGCCUGGAGCUGGCUAUGGGGUCCUCUCAUCCCACUGACCCCCAGCCCCCUGCCCUCCUUCCUCCCCCAGCCUGGGGAGGAGCCCCCAGCCCCAGCUCCAAGGCAGAGGAGCAGAUGGACUGCGGCCCAGACAGCUCUGAGCCGCCGCAGCCCACCCCGCUGCCCCUCAACAGCAACUUCAUCCGCACCUCAUCCUCGGGCACACGGGCCUGGCAGCCAGACGUGCGGGCCCCCAACGGGCUCCUCAUCAACAACAACCACAUGAUGGUCAGCAAACCUCUGGCCUGGGGCAGCGGGCUGGAGCACGGCUUCUCUGAGCUCAGCAUCUCCUGUGCAGCAGCGCUGGAGCGGACGGAGCGCUCGGCCAUGCUGCCUGGGCACAGCUCUGGUGCCAUGCUGGAGCAGGACGAAGUGCUGCCCUGCCCUGGCUGCUGCCUCAGUCCCUUCAGCUUCAGCUUUGCCUCCAUCUGCCACCGGCCAGCGCCCAGCCCGCCCCGCUACCAGAACCUCAACUGCGAGGCCAAAAGCCUCAUCUGCCAUGAUCGGGGCCAACACCAGAAAGCCCCGGGGCCAGUGCUGGCUGAGCCCAGCCUGAAGCUGCCGGAGGCACAGUCCUAGUGAUGGGGACCCUGGGGAGUGGGGCUGAGUCCAGCUGCCCCUUGCACCCCUCUGCAGCCACAGCACUGGGCAGUGCAGGAGCCACGGUCUGGCACAUCCCACGGUCUGUCAUCACUCGGCACGUGGUGGUCACCAGUGGCUAUGGUGCCAAGUGCUGUGGCUGCCGCGGCGCUGCCCAGGCACUCAGGCACCCACCCCACCAGGAUCAGCCUUGGGGAUCUGCAGGGAACCCUGGAGGUGGGCUGGGUCUCUGCUGGGGACCAAAGUGCAAUAACACUGCUGCCCUGAGCACUGCCCCGAGCGGCAGGGCUGGUCCCCCGCGGGGGCCACGGGGCUCAAGCCCUGGAUCCAGGACCCCCUUUCCCCAAGGGCUCACCCCUCUGCAGGCUCUUGCAGAGGGGUUUACAAUGGGCUUGCUACCUUGGGAGAACUGGGAGUUCCCUGCACCCAGGCGGG
Molecule: messenger RNA, 2532 nt
Organism: Agelaius phoeniceus (red-winged blackbird)
Lineage: Eukaryota; Metazoa; Chordata; Aves; Passeriformes; Icteridae
Gene: TESK1
Product: testis associated actin remodelling kinase 1
Biological process (GO): protein phosphorylation; positive regulation of stress fiber assembly; actin cytoskeleton organization
Cellular component (GO): nucleus; cytoplasm
Molecular function (GO): protein serine/threonine kinase activity; ATP binding
Source: RefSeq, a predicted model, not a curated record